Messenger RNA from Verruconis gallopava, 2006 nucleotides. Its product is annotated as T-complex protein 1 subunit alpha. Bases 138 to 1874 code for a protein of 578 amino acids. Gene Ontology annotation, cellular component: chaperonin-containing T-complex. The transcript is spliced from 8 exons. Gene Ontology annotation, molecular function: ATP-dependent protein folding chaperone; ATP binding; ATP hydrolysis activity. The record is from RefSeq and is a predicted model, not a curated record. Lineage: Eukaryota; Fungi; Ascomycota; Dothideomycetes; Venturiales; Sympoventuriaceae. Gene Ontology annotation, biological process: protein folding.
CGAUACAGUAACUAAUUGUGGCACUAGCUGAGACCGCUGCCAAAGCUGUGGUGCUGGCGGGCUAACUUAAGAAUUUUGGCGCACGCGUUCGCGUUGGCAAAACUUCACCCCACACCGACGUUUACGAAGCAAACAGCAUGGCAGCCCUAUUUGACGUACCCAGACAGUCGGGGACUCUGUUCCUCGGCGGAACCAAGAAAAGCGGACAGGAUGUUCGAGACGAGUUCGUGCUCGCUACGCAGGCCAUAAGCAACUCCCUCAAAUCUUCCUUUGGACCAAGUGGGCUUGACAAGAUGAUGGUGGACGAUGUUGGCGAUGUGACGGUUACAAACGAUGGCGCUACCAUACUUUCCUUGCUCGAUGUACAGCACGCUGCCGGGCGCAUACUAGUCGACCUCGCUCAACAGCAAGAUAAGGAGGUAGGUGAUGGGACCACCUCCGUCGUCCUCAUCGCAGCUGAGCUGCUGCGCCGUGCCAACGAAUUGAUGAAAAACCGCGUUCAUCCCACUACCAUAAUCACCGGUUAUCGUCUAGCACUCAGAGAAGCCGUGCGAUAUAUGAAUGAAAACGUGUCCAUCACAGUGGACACACUUGGGCGAGAGCCUCUUCUCAACAUCGCCAAGACUUCGAUGUCAUCGAAAAUAAUCGGCAGCGACUCGGAUUUUUUUGCCAACAUGGUUGUAGACGCUAUGCAAGCCGUGAAGUCUGUGAACCAGAAAAAGGAGGUUAAAUAUCCCGUCAAGGCUGUUAAUAUUCUUAAGGCACAUGGACAGUCCGCUCGGGAGAGCAUUCUCGUCAAGGGAUAUGCACUCAAUUGCACAGUCGCAAGUCAGGCCAUGAAGACGAGGAUAACUAACGCUAAGAUCGCAUGCUUUGACAUGAAUUUCCAGAAAGAGCGCUUGAAGUUGGGGGUGCAGGUGACUAUUGACGACCCAGCUCAACUAGAGAAAAUUCGCGAGAGAGAGGCUACUCUUGUAUUGGAUCGCAUAGACAUGAUUCUCAAAGCAGGUGCAAAUGUCAUUCUUACGACUAAAGGAAUUGACGAUCUAUGUUUGAAACGCCUCGUUGAAGCCAAUGCUAUCGGCGUGCGUCGUUGUAAGAAGGAAGAUCUACGGAGGAUAGCUAAAGCUACUGGUGCUACUCUUAUCAGCACUUUGUCCAACUUGGAUGGUGACGAAGUCUUUGAGGCAUCCAGUUUGGGUCAUGCCGACGAGGUCGUGCAAGAACGCAUCAGCGAUGAUGAAUGCAUUCUCGUGAAGGGUACCAAAGCCUUCUCGAGUGCAUCUAUCAUCCUACGAGGCCCAAAUGAUUACUCCCUAGACGAAAUGGAGCGGUCCAUACACGACUCGCUGUCUGCCGUAAAGAGGACAUUGGAAAGCGGCAAAAUCGUACCCGGAGGCGGCGCAGUGGAGACUGCUCUGCACAUCUAUCUCGAGGAGUGGGCAACCAGUGUGGGGUCACGCGAGCAAUUGGCAAUCGCUGCUUUUGCACAGUCGUUGCUUAUUGUUCCAAAAACCCUCGCCAUCAAUGCAGCACUCGAUGCGUCUGAGCUUGUCGCACAGCUGCGCUCUCGACAUGCACUCUCUCAACGCACAGACGCAAACCUACAUCCCCCAGAGCGAGGAGAGUCACAACCUUCGAGCACGGAGGAUGAGAAAACUCUAGCACGCAAGAAGAAUUACAAGAACUACGGACUGGACCUAACCAAAGGGCGUGUGGCCGACAGUAUCAAGCUCGGUGUAUUGGAACCUAGCAUGAGCAAGGUGAAGCAACUAAAGAGCGCGGUGGAAGCGUGUGUGGCGAUCAUGCGUAUCGACACGCUAGUGAAGCUGGAUCCUGAGCAAAGAGCCGAAGAUGACGGACACGGCCACUAGUUAGUGCAGACCAUAAUAUUCAGCGUCAACAAGAAGCGAAGAACAAUCAAAAAAAAAAGAAUACAAUAAAUUGAUAGAAAUGCUAACAUGGCUGAAGACGAUCCAUCAUAUGAAGAUAGCAUUUGUGUCGUC